CUACAAAGUUACAAAAACCUUGAACUUUGCUUCAUCCAUCAUGGCAGCCACUAACAAGGUGUUUGCAAGGUUGCCUGGUGAAUAUUCAUUCAUUUUUUAAAAAUCUUAUUUAUUUUUUAAAACAUUUAUUAUAUUAACAAAGAAAUUGAUAAGAAUGCAUAACUACCCGACGAGUGCAGUUUUAGAUUCGGACGAAUUGGAUCUGUUGGGUAGCUGUAGACUUUUCCACCCUACAGACUCAGUCGAUUUUCUCCAACUAUUGCUGAUACUGUGUUUACACUAUACUGUUGUUCUACUACUCAGUAGUGUUGUUUACUCUUGAAUUGGGGCUGCUGCGUGUUUUUAAUACUUUGAAUUUACAUAUUGACUUAACAUAUUAAGCCUUUCAAUUGGAGUGCCUCAAAUUAUUUCAAAAGUGAAAUAUGCCCAGGAGAAGGAGAAGACAAUGCAAUGUAUCAGUGAUCAGCUAGGCUGCUAACCCCAAACUCCUAACCAAACCAAUAAAGUAACUAACAGUAGUCAGUAGUCUGUAUUAACCCUACUAACUUAAAUAGCCAACAGUAUUUGAUGUGUUUUUAUUUACAGCUGUAUGUAUUUUAUCACAAAUUUGUGGGAUACAUGCUUCUCAAAUUAGUCCAUUUAUUAAUAAUGUUUAAAAAAUGGAAGUCCAAAGUUCAUGGCAUAGAACUAAAUGUUACAUGGUGUGCAGUGUUAUCUUUAAACUAAAGCCUAAGUUAGGAAAGACUUUGGCCUGGAUUGCUGUUAGAACCAGUUUAAAAUAAAUGUUAGAUUAUUGAUAUUGAAUUAUAUUAUUGGAAUGGCUAAAUUCUAAAUCCUAGAUAUUCUAAUUUUUUUCUACCAGCCUUGCUAGCCACUAGCAAAUGUAAAUAAUUGUUAAUUAGCCUAUAUUAACACCUGAUAGUGAUAGAGUAGACUAUAAAUGCUCUGUAGGCCUGCUAAAAGAUUUCUUCUAUAUAUUAUACAUAUUUCAAAUACCUUACAGUUAGAUUCCAAAGUGCAGGCCUGUUAGGACAUGACAUUGCUUUAUUUUUUUUACUGCACUUUUAUCAUGGUUUUUCUAGUUUUUUUGUAUAGACCCAACCCUUUUUUCAAUAUUAAGCUUUAUUAUCCAUUCAUUAUAAAGUAUAUAUUAAUUGAACCUACUUUUUUGAAGAAAUCCCAACAUGUAAGAAGUGGACACUUAGACUUAGAUGGUUAAACUAUUGAAACAAAAUCGAGGUAGAAUCUAUUGAAAUUGACACAGAAGAUCAUGUUAAUGAUACUAUGGUUAUAGUUUACUCUGAAACAGGCUAUAAAAUUAGUAUAUUAAGCCUUUAAAUUAUUUCAAAAGUAAAAUGUGCCCAGCGGUGGGAGAAGAUAAUUUAUCAGUUAGGCUGCUACCCCUUAACCAAUAAAAUAACUACUAACUUAAAAUAGUUCCUUACAAGUUUAUUCUCUGUAGCAGCACUAAAUGCAGUUAUGGUUAAAUUGGCAUUGUCAUCAUUUCAUAAUAAAGUUGGGAUAAAAGGUAACAGCACUAAUUCAGUCCAUGAUAUUUCUUGAGGGAGAGGGGGUGGGAUUAAGGGCUUACAACUGUAACCAUAAAAAAUAAGCUUGUAAGUAAGUUCAUGUUCUACUAGAAAUGUUUUGGAUUUUUUGAAUUAAUAAUUUGACUGUUACCUAUUUUAAAAUUUUGAUGAAACACUAGGAACUGAGUCAUCAGGAUAUUUGGUUAACAGAGAAAUAUAUCAUUGCAGUUUUUAAAAGUUAUUAGGAUUAGAUUGUUUGAGAAGUUAUUUUCUUUUAUUUACAGCCCUGUCUCGAACAUUUGCUCGCAAUGUUUACACUGCGACCAGACCAAACUUAAUGAUAGAUGAAAAUACAAAAGUAAUUUGUCAAGGUUUUACUGGAAAACAGGUAAAUUAAAUUUGAUUCAUUUUACCACUUGUUGGAUGCAUUUUUAUACCCCCUGUAUAGUCUAGGAUGGGAAUAAUUUAUCUGAAGCUAAUUUUAAAAGUGACUGUACAAUAUCAACUCAUGGAAAUGAGUCCAAUGCUAGUUGCCCAAGCGAUUGGUUAAGAGAGCAAAAAUAAUAAAGGCGAGGUUUAUAUAUGGUGUGUGACCACAUGAAGCUAUUUAUAGAUUGCAGUACAGUGUUGGUAGUUCUCGUGUUGAUUGUUUGAUGAGACUUCAUGUUAGAGAGUGUGGUUGAUUCUCACAGAGCUCUUAUCGUAAGUCGUCAGAGAAUUCAGUGUUCAUCAGGUUUCCUUUAGUGUAGUGUUUGGAGACAUUAAUAGAUUACUUGAUAUUGUGAAAUUUUAAUAUCUGCCUUCCUGUGAUGAAAGAAGAGUAUGGAUAAUUGGGAAGCUUGUUGGUGUUACUAUACUCAGUGCACCAAAGUGUGACUAGUAAGUUGUUUGAGUCAAAAUUCAAAAUCCUAACCUGGAAUUCACUAGUAUCAACUAAAAAAUGACAACGAACAUCGAACAAUGAAAUACGAGCAGAGAGAUAAAAUUUCCAAUACUUAUUUAACAUCUCUACUCUUACUCGCCAAAAUUCAAACAGUAGCUCUGUAAUUGUAAUUAAUAACCAAAAAUAAAUUUUAGUACAUAUAUUUCAUGUUCAAUACAUAUUAUGGGUGGUUGAUUAAUUGAUAUCAAUUAAUGAAGCGAGGCUGAUUAGUUAUUUGGAUAAUUUCCCUUUGGGUCUUCUUACCUAAAAAUAAUUUAGUCUUACACAAUCUUAUUGGCUUCCCUUACUUUGCUUUUUAAAUGAGUGUGUUUUUUUAAUUCUAUUUACAGCAUUCAGAAAUAUUUCUAAAAGAAUAAAUAUCACCUGUGAACUAAAAACUGUUUGAACCAUCCUUAAAAUUCUUUCUAUCAGGGUACAUUUCACAGCCAACAAGCCAUUGAAUAUGGAACAAAGUUUGUUGGUGGUGUUUCACCUGCCAAGGCCGGACAGACCCAUCUUGGCUUACCAGUUUUUGCAAAUGUCAAAGAGGUGAAGCUUUAAACUAUUUAAAAGUGUACUACUUGGUUAUUUUCCUUGACAUAAAUUUUAAAAUAAUUUUUUAAUUCUUAUUAUUCUAUUUAGAUGCAGAUUCUUUUAUCGAUCAAAACAAAUUUCCACUGUACAUAUUCCUUUCAGCAUUAAAAAAAACAACAAACAUUCUUAUGUUUUGUUAAUUUGAAUUUGUCUAGUACGUGUUGUUAAAUCUUUAAUUUUAUACACAUAUUAGUUUAAUAAAGUGUAAAUAUUCUCUUUUAUUGAGACUAAAUGACAAGAAUCUUUGAACUGGCAAUACAGCAAGAUAGCCAAAGUUUAAUUUAAUGUUUCUUGACUUUAUUUUAGGCUAAAGAUGCAACUGGGGCCACCGCUUCAGUUAUCUUUGUGCCCCCACCAUUUGCUGCUGCUGCUAUUAUUGAAGCAAUAGACGCAGAAGUUCCUUUAGUUGUGUGUAUAACUGAAGGUAUUCCCCAACAGGACAUGGUAAGGGUAAAGCAUAAACUUGUUCGUCAAGCUAAGACGCGGCUCAUCGGUCCCAACUGCCCAGGUAUUAUCAAGGUUGGUCAUUUUCAAUUAUAUUUUUUUAUAACUUAACUUUUAAACCAAAUGUUUUAGUAGUCCAGAUAUUAUACCUGGGGUCAGUCCACCUAUGUAUUGAGAGGCCCCAUUUUUGGCCAACUGCACUUAAGUUUGUGGGUGGAACAAAACAACCCUAGCUACUCCACAUAUUUAAAAUAGCUUAAAGUAUUGUACAUAUAAUUAUUUAUGGAAAAAGUUUUUCAUUGCUUUUUAAAUUCCCAUACAUAACCCUAGUUCAGGGGUACUCAAAGUCUAGGCAUGAGCCAAAUCUGACAGCAUCCUCAUGAGUUUUGUGCUCAGUACCGCUUCUGCAGAUAAUUUGUCAGACAGCAUCAUCUGUUUAAAAGUUUCUACUUUGUCAUGUGCAGAAUAAAGGAAACGUUUUUGGAUACUUAAUGACUUAAUGAAUUUCUCCAAACUGUAAUGUCAAAGAAGGUUGGGAGUUUGUGUUGGGAGUUUGUGGUCUUUUGCACAAAUCUGAACACGAUGGUUGCUGUUGCUGUUUUGGUGACAUUACUGGCUAACUCAAUUUGACAUGACAAGGUAAGAACAAGAGUGUCUUGGAGUUUCAAGGGAGAUGACAUUCUUUGAGACGAAAUUUGCAUUAUUUGCCAGAUGUUAAUUUCCUGACCAGAAGAAGGAAAAGAUGCAUUUUCAAGCUGAUUUAAAGAUUUUGCAGAACUGUCAAGAAUACUUAUUUUUGUUGCAGGCCCAUUUCUUGUGAUUGGACAGCUGCUGUCCCAAAUGUACCAAAAUAAACUUGGCUGUUUUUCAGCUUUCAACAGUUGUUGUCCAGGAAACUUUGAGACCAGGAUGUGCCCAUUUUCUGGUGCCAGUCUAUUACAGUAUCCAGCUGGCAGAUAAAGUCUUGAUAAUAUUUGGAUCAAAUUAUCCCUGUGAUACGGCAAUAUUUGGAUCAACUUAUACAACUUACUGUAACAGUUGUUUGUGGGGUUUACCUCAGAACCAAAUUCAGAGACUCCAAAAGAUACAAAAUUCUGCAGCACGCAUUGUAUCGCGGAUAAAGAAAUCUGAUCACAUCACCCCAGUUCUUAGGGGAUCUCCAUUGGCUUCCUGUAAGUGAACGCAUUGACUACAAAAUUGUGUCCCUGGCGUACAGCUGUAAAGAACGCUCUGCACCUGAAUAUCUUAAAGAACUGAUUAAUUAACAUGUAUCCUUAAAGAACCUGCGGUCUUCAACAUAGUCCUUACUGAGAGUUCCCAGUGUGGAUGGACACAGAAAAAAGUCAUACAGAGUUCGCUCUUUUGAAGCGAUAGCGCCAAAAUUAUGGAACAGUUUGCCCUAAUGCUUUCCCUUUAAGGGAAAUUGAAAUUGAUCAAAAAUAAUUAAAGAAACAUUUAAAGAUUUUAAAAAUUUCAAUAGCUUGAAGAACAUCAGAGCGGCGCCACUGUGAGCAUACUAAAGUAGCAUGGAUACAAGCGCUAUAGAAGUAUUGGAUUCAGUACACAUGAUACGACACUAUUUGGAUCAAUGUAGACAUGUGGGAUGUCAUUUUCAACCAUAAACAUCAUCCAGACAAAGUUGUGCAAAAUGACCAUAGACAAACAUCUGUAAAAAUGAAUACACGUUGCUUUGACCUCAUUCUCAUUCUCCAGACUACGGCACCAUUUGGAGUAGUAAAAAUCAGUUUCAUUUCUCCAACUGAAGCUUUUCAGCAACCAAUGAAAACAAAUAACAUGCUACUCUUCUUUUUAAAAAAGUUGAAUUUCUGUAUUAAAAUAAAGACAAAAUAAUUACAAGAAAAUGACUUUGUUUUAAAAAUGUUAUUAUGGAAAAUUGUAAUAUAAACUUUACAUCAAAUUUAAUAUAAGUUGACCCAUGUGCCUUCUGGAUGCUUUGGCAUGGCAGCGGACGCCGUAGCAGAGUAGGGCAUAAAUUCAAAUUGGGAUUGCCCCAGGUUGAGGGAUCCGCAACCAAAAUCUGGCAUCAAAAAGUUUGAGUACCCCUAUCUUAGAUAUACACUAAAAAUGUUUUGUAAAUAUUGAGGUCCUGAUUUAAGUUGUAUGAAUGGAUUCAGUUAAUGUGGGGCCUACUAACAUGUGUGUCUUAUGAAUGGAUACUGUCGUCAAUGCGUGGGACUCAUUAACAGUUGUGUCUUAUGAAUGGAUACUGUCAAUGUGGGGCCCACUAAAAGGUGUGUCUUAUGAAUGGAUACAGUGAUGAUGGGGGCCCACUAACAUGUGUGUCUUAUGAAUGGAUACAGUGAUGAUGGGGCCCACUAACAUGUGUGUCUUAUGAAUGGAUACAGUGAUGAUGGGGCCCACUAACAUGUGUGUCUUAUGAAUGGAUACAGUGAUGAUGGGGGCCACUAACAUGUGUGUCUUAUGAAUGGAUACAGUGAUGAUGGGGGCCACUAACAUGUGUGUCUUAUGAAUGGAUACAGUGAUGAUGGGGCCCACUAACAUAUUAAAAAAAGUAUUUUUAGUCGUGUCUAUACACACAAUGUGUUCACUUCAAAAUUAGUAAUGUUACAAUUUUUGCUCAAUUAGAAAUAUUUUCUCCGUCUGCAAUCCAAAUUUUUUCUUUAGGGCUUAAUGCCCUCGUACUAAAUUAAGAUUUUUUCUAUUAUUUGAAGUUGAUAGGUACUUUUAUUUGAAGUAUAUAUGGGAUGUACUAUAUUAAAUGUUUUUUUUCUCAAUUUUUAGCCUGGAGCAUGCAAGAUUGGUAUAAUGCCUGGCCAUAUACAUAAGCCUGGCAAAAUAGGUAAAUAGCUAGAAUAUUUUAAACUUGGUCAAUUGACAAUUUACAAAGCAAAUUGCACCCAUUCCCAUCUGAAAUCUGCCAAUACUAUUUAUUACUUUAAUUCUUAUGAAAACUGGUCAUCAACUACACUCUAAUUUGAUAUUAGAAACAACUAAAUUACACUUUGUUGAUAUAAGAAGAGAUUUAACUAAACUUUGAUUUAAAAAACAACAAAAACAACUAUAACAAUUUUUCUGACCACUGUCUUCACUUAGGUAUUGUUUCUAGGUCUGGUACACUGACCUACGAGGCUGUCCACCAGACAACACAAGCAGGGCUUGGACAGUCUCUAUGUGUUGGUAUUGGUGGAGACCCCUUCAACGGAACGAACUUCAUUGACUGCUUAGAAUGUUUUCUCAACGACCCGCAGACAGAAGGUAAAUAUGACAAGGCGGUGGAUUGGGUUUCCUGGGCUCUAAAAAAAUAUAAAAAAUUUAUUUUUAGCAAACUUCGCUUUGUCUGUUUAGCUUUGACUGUUUAGCUUUGACCUUGAUUGUAUGAUUGUUGUUUGACCUUGAUUGUAUGAUUGUUGUUUCAGGUAUUGUUUUGAUUGGAGAGAUUGGAGGACAGGCUGAAGAGAAUGCAGCUGAGUACUUAUUACAGAAUAAUCAGGUGAGUUACCAGACGGUGACCAGCAACUUUAACACAUGAUAACCAAGCCCCUCUCCAUGUUUUAGUUUUGUUAUGAGUAUGGGUAAAGGAAGGGUUCUCAACACCUGAGGGUCAGGACCCCUUGGGAUCAACUGACAAGAUGUUCAGUGGUCGCUUGAAAAUUUCAGAAGUGGGGUGGCGGUGUUGUGUAAAUUGUGCAUUUUGUCUUAUUUGAAUUUCUAUUUUAAAAUUUAAAUAUUAUUUACUGUGAUCAGACUCGUUUCCUAUUGUAACAACACUCUAACUGCCCUACUUUGACUACCCUACUCUGACUGCCCUACUCUGGCUACCCUGCUCUGACUGCCCUACAGCUUCAUAAAAAACCACCCACCCUGUGCUUCAUGCGGUAGAUGUCUGCAACUAAUUUCAUACAAAUAUUUUGGCAAUUUCGUUUCAUUUUUGUAAACAUUAUAUUCAAUUUAUGAUUUGAAUAUUUUUUUUCCCCGUUCUUUCAUUGUUUUUCCUAAACUUAAAUCUUGGAAGCUUCCACGCAAAACUAAAACCAGGUGUGUGAAUUUAUAAACAUUUUUUCUGGGAAUUAAUAAUAAUAAUAAUAAAGUUCAUUUCAAAAACACGCUUCAUCCCCAAAGGCUCGAAGCGCGGUACAAAGUCAACAAAAAACAUAUCUAUAAUUUACCACAUUUAAAAAAAACGCAACACUACAAAAACUAAUUACAAGCAACAAUCUCAAAGUCUUUCUAGCCAUUUCAACCCGGAGCAACACAGCCAUUAUGCAUUAACUGGAAAAUAAGGUAGACAAUCAUCCCAGAAGGUAUUUGCGAAAUAGAUGUGUCUUUAGAUCGGUUUUAAAGGACUCCAGUGUCUGACAGAUUCCCCUCUGCAGAACCCUCCACCCUACUUAUCCCUUAUUUCUGCUUCUCUUCGACCCCCGAUAAAAUUACAGUACCAACACGUUUAUAUGUAUAAAAAAGCUCUGCUCCCUUCUCAAAUCUCAACAAAUAUUUCUCAAUUUCAAUGUAUAACUCUGAUUUUGGGUUGUCACAGCUUGACAAAUUGAUAAAGGGGUCAUGGCACUAAAAAGGUGGACCACUGGGAUAGGAUUAGAUGAAUGAGCUAUUGUUUUAAAGCCUUCAACUUUGAUGCCUUCAUGAUCACUAGUUGGUUUGUACAUGCAAUUUUUCUUCUCCCAAUUGGGUGGAACACAUUCUAGAAAACCAUUACUUGUACCUGCCAGGUAUUGCUUAUUGUGAAAAGAACCGCACCUGCUUCAGCCAUAAUAAAUAAACAGUUUUAAUAGCAUUCUUAUUUUAAAAACAUGUUUGAAGUUUGUUGAGUUAAGCAUUUAGCUGGGAAUGGGUUAAGUAAUAAUGUUCCUAUAAACUUGUUUAUCUUUAGGGACCGAAUGCAAAGCCGGUUGUGUCUUUCAUUGCUGGGUUAACAGCCCCCCCUGGUCGUCGGAUGGGACAUGCUGGUGCCAUCAUUGCUGGAGGCAAAGGAGGUGCGGACGAAAAGAUAGCUGCUCUCAGGGGGGCUGGUGUUGAUGUUACAAUGUCUCCUGCACAGCUGGGAAGUACAAUGGCUGCUGUAAGUAGU
Messenger RNA from Lymnaea stagnalis (great pond snail), 8554 nucleotides. Lineage: Eukaryota; Metazoa; Mollusca; Gastropoda; Lymnaeidae. The record is from the annotation of a GenBank genome assembly.